AUGGAGUCCCCUCGCAGUCAGGCGGGGCUGGGAAUAAAGGCGUCUGAGGCCAACAAGAACACAAACUGGCUGGACUCGCCGGCUGCGUGGGUAUACUACGUCGCCCUCCUCCUCCUGUCCUGGCUCUUGGUCUCCAGCUUCACCGACCCUGGCAUCGCAUGGACGUACGUCCACAUCGCGCACGGCGUCCUCACCUACAUCAUAUUCCACUGGGUGAAGGGAUCCCCCAUCGCGAACGACCAGGGCGUGUAUGACAGCCAAACCUUCUGGGAGCAGAUCGACGACGGGCAGCAGUUCACACCGGCCCGGAAGUUUCUGACGGCGGUGCCCGUGGUCCUCUUCCUCCUGGCCUCCAAUGGCACAGACUACAGACGGCAACCCCUCGGCGUCAACCUCAUCGUCGUGAUCGUGCUGGUGAUCGCCAAGCUGGCCAGCAUGCACCGCGUGCGCAUCCUCGGCAUAAACAAGUACUGA
Molecule: messenger RNA, 474 nt
Organism: Auxenochlorella protothecoides
Lineage: Eukaryota; Viridiplantae; Chlorophyta; Trebouxiophyceae; Chlorellales; Chlorellaceae
Exons: 2
Coding region: 1-474 (157 amino acids)
Biological process (GO): intracellular sphingolipid homeostasis; ceramide metabolic process; negative regulation of ceramide biosynthetic process
Cellular component (GO): endoplasmic reticulum membrane
Source: RefSeq, a predicted model, not a curated record